CCAUUUCAACACUUACUUUCUUCGCUGCUUCCUUUCCCACACACCCCCAUUUUCCUCUCUGUUUUAACUAUUUCCCCUCUUUUUUACUUUUUCCUUUUCUUCCUCGAUUUCAAUCUCCUCCGCCUCUAUUGUUGGGAGUUUUCAAUUGAUUUUUGGUGAAUUUGAUCUGAGCUGCGCGAUACUCUUUUGUGAAUAGGGGAAGUGUUCUGUGGCUAUUUUCGAUCUGGACGCGGAUAUUUAGGGUUUUGUAAUCAGUUGUCAUGGCCGAGAGUCGGCGCUACGCGCUCAAUGCUCAAUUAGAUAUUGAGCAGAUACUUCAGGAAGCACAACAUCGGUGGCUGCGGCCUGCUGAGAUUUGUGAAAUUCUUCAAAAUUACAAGAAAUUUCGUAUUGCUCCAGAGCCUCCGAAUAGACCCCCAAAUGGUUCUCUCUUUCUUUUUGACCGAAAGGUGCUGAGAUAUUUUCGAAAAGAUGGUCAUAACUGGAGGAAGAAGAAAGAUGGCAAAACAGUGAAGGAGGCUCAUGAAAGGCUCAAGGCUGGAAGUGUUGAUGUACUUCAUUGCUAUUAUGCUCACGGGGAAGACAACGAAAAUUUCCAACGUCGUAGCUAUUGGAUGCUUGAAGAGGAACUGUCGCACAUAGUUCUUGUCCACUAUCGGGAGGUAAAGGGGAACAGGACAAAUUACAGUCGCAUUAGGGAUGCUGAUAGUACUCCGGUUAGUCAGCAAAGUGAAGCAGUAUCGAAUUCCGAGGUGGACAGCUCAGCAGCUUCUAGAUUUCAAUCAUAUGAUUACCAAAGAGCAUCACCAAUCACAGAAACAAGCCUUAACAGUACUCUGGCGUCUGAUCUUGAAGAUGCUGAAUCAGCAUACAGACACCAAACAAGUGCUGGAUUCCAAACUAUUCAUGAUUUGCAAUCUCCUAUAGUAUCAACAACAAAUGCUGAUCCUAUUCCUUUCCACCCAAUUCCUGUACCAAGCAACUACCAGGGGCACUCAUCAACUAUUUCUGAUAUGAGUUUUGGACCCAUCACACAAGGAGAAGAAAACAGAUCUCCCAUGAAUAGUGGUUUGACGUAUGAUUUUCAGCAAGAUAUUGGAUUUCCGUCUUGGGGAAAUGUAGCUGGUAGUGCUAGUUAUCAAUCUCUAGAUUUUCAGCUAUCACUUCCUUCUUCCCAAUCAAAUGCAAUGAGCAUGAUGCCUGGACAAGAUAAUGAUCUCCUCAACCAUGUUUUUACCGGUGAAUUCAAGAAGCAGCAGGAGUUCAUGAACCAUUCUGAUAGCAUGGGAGAGUGGCAGGCUACAGAUCGUGGAUCAUUGCACAUGUCAGAUUGGUCCAUUGACCAGAAGCCUGAUGGUAAUAACCUGAAUAUAGGGCAGAACCCCAAUCAACCAGCUCCGAGACAGCCUCUGUUGCAUGAUCUUGCUACCAAACUGAAUGAUGCUAAAGAAGUGGAACUGUCUGACUCAAUGGCAGUCCAUAGUGCGUACCUAACUGAUCAACAUAGACGACAUUUGGAAAAUGAUCUUCAAGAUCAAGCUUUGAAUUCUGGCAGAAAUUCUCUUAAAUCAGUACCUGGCGGAAACUUCAAUACAGGGGACGAAGCCAAUUAUCCGUCCCUGCGACAGCCUCUAUUAGAUGGUGUUAUGCGAGAAGGUCUGAAAAAGCUAGACAGCUUUGAUCGUUGGAUUAGUAAAGAGCUUGAUGAUGUCACUGAGUCAACUAUGCAGCCAGGUUCCGGGGUUUACUGGGAGACGGUUGGUGGAGGAGAUGGAGACGAUUCUGGUAUCUCCACUCAAGUGCCAUCAGACAACUAUGUUCUCAGCCCUUCCCUUGCUCAAGAUCAGCUCUUUAGCAUUAUUGACUUCUCGCCAAAUUGGGCGUAUUCUGGUUCGGAAAUUAAGGUGCUUGUUAUGGGGAGAUUCCUGAGGAACAAAGAGGCAGAGAAUUAUAAAUGGGCUUGCAUGUUUGGUGAACUUGAGGUUCAUGCAGAGAUUGUAGGAGAGGGUGUUCUUCGAUGCCUUACACCUUUACAUGAGCCUGGAAGGGUCCCCUUCUAUAUCACAUGCUGCAAUAGAUUAGCAUGCAGUGAAGUGCGAGAAUUUGAAUUCCGGGCUGCGACUGUUGAAGAUGUGGACUCUGAUGAAACUCGUCUGUACAUGAGAUUUGGAAAGCUGCUGUCUCUUGGAUCAGACACACCGCAAAUCUCUCUCCAAAGCAUUGAUGAUGAAACCUCUCAGUUAUUUAGUAAAAUCAGUGCCUUGCUGAAAGACGAUACUGAGUGGGAACAAAUGUUGAGCUCUACUAAGAAGGACGAGUUCUCAUCUGAUAACGUAAAGGAUCAGCUACUAGAAAAGCUUUUAAAGGAGAAGUUGUAUAAUUGGCUUAUCCAAAAGAUUGCUGAAGGUGGGAAGGGCCCUAGUGUACUAGAUUCGGAAGGCCUAGGUGUAUUGCAUUUUGCGGCUGCUUUAGGUUAUGACUGGGCUAUACCGCCAACAAUAGCUGCUGGAGUCAGUGUUAAUUUUCGUGAUGUAAAUGGAUGGACUGCACUUCACUGGGCAGCAUAUUACGGCAGAGAGCACACAGUGGCCUUCCUCAUAUCCUUUGGUGCGUCACCUGGAGCAUUGACGGACCCAACUCCAAUACAUCCUUCAGGAGAAACUCCUGCAGACCUUGCAGCUAGCAAUGGACACAAAGGUAUUGCUGGUUAUCUCGCAGAAUCUUCAUUGAGCUCCCACCUAUCAUCACUCGACUUGAAAGAUUCAAGGCAGAGUGACAGUAUAGAGAAAGUGGUGGAAACAGUUUCCGAGAGGAUUGCAACUCCAGUUGGGGCUGGUGAUUUGCCCCAUGGACUUUCAAUGAAGGAUUCUUUGGCUGCUGUACGUAAUGCAACUCAAGCUGCAGCUCGCAUACAUCAAGUCUUUCGAGUACAGUCAUUUCAAAGAAAACAGUUAAAGGAGUAUGGUGAUAAAGAAUUUGGAAUAUCAGAUGAACGUGCCCUUUCGCUUUUAGCUCUGAAGAACAAGAAGGCAGGACACCAUGAUGAACCAGUUCAUUGUGCUGCUGUUCGGAUACAAAAUAAAUUCCGCAGUUGGAAAGGCAGAAAAGACUUUCUACAGAUUAGGCAGCAGAUCAUUAAAAUUCAGGCUCAUGUGAGAGGACACCAGGUGAGAAAGAACUAUAAAAAGAUAAUCUGGUCAGUUGGAAUCUUAGACAAGGUCAUUUUGCGAUGGCGGAGGAAAGGAAGAGGGCUGAGUGGAUUCAAGCCCGAAGCAAAUGCUGUCGCUAGCAGUAGCAUGAUUGAACCGGGAACAAAAGAAGAUGACUAUGAUUUCCUAAAGGAGGGUCGGAAACAGACAGAGGAGAGACUGAACAAGGCCCUUGCUAGGGUGAAGUCAAUGGUUCAGUACCCAGAAGCCCGGGAUCAGUAUCGGAGGUUGCUUAACGUUGUAUCAGACAUGCAGGAAAAAAAGGCUGCACAGGAAAGGAUGUUGAUGAACAAUCUGGAAAUUGAUUUUGAUGAAGAUUUAAUUGAUUUUGAAGCUUUGCUGGGUGAUGAUAGCUUCAUGCCGAUAGAAUAGAGAUGGUAAAUUGUGUGACUAGAUUGCACUUGUAAAUUUGACAUACUAAUCGAUUUAAUCGUACAGUUUGUCAAGAAUAGAAAGAAUUACUGAUAGGGUUGGGGUUGGUAAUUAGUGUGUGAAACAACUUACAUUUCAACUUUCUUUUUUUGUACUAGAUUUGGUAUACUUUUUUUAACUAGUAACCAUAUCCAUUACAUCGUGUUUUACAGUAA
Messenger RNA from Salvia splendens (bonfire salvia), 3796 nucleotides. Its product is annotated as calmodulin-binding transcription activator 1. Gene Ontology annotation, molecular function: transcription coregulator activity; protein binding; double-stranded DNA binding. Bases 261 to 3581 code for a protein of 1106 amino acids. The record is from RefSeq and is a predicted model, not a curated record. Gene Ontology annotation, cellular component: nucleus. Gene Ontology annotation, biological process: regulation of transcription by RNA polymerase II. The transcript has 13 exons. Lineage: Eukaryota; Viridiplantae; Streptophyta; Magnoliopsida; Lamiales; Lamiaceae.